Messenger RNA from Podarcis lilfordi (Lilford's wall lizard), 255 nucleotides. Lineage: Eukaryota; Metazoa; Chordata; Lepidosauria; Squamata; Lacertidae. The record is from the annotation of a GenBank genome assembly.
AUGUCCACGCUGGAGAACUUGUGGGAGGAUGAACUCAAGAAAUUCAAGCUCAAGCUCAACAAGUUCCCCCUCAGGGAGGGCUAUGACAACAUCCCCCUAGGGACACUGGAGAAGGCAGAUGUGGUGGACUUAAGCCACCACCUUCUGAGUAUCUACCUGGAAGAUUAUGCUGUGCAGGUGACGGCCGAGGUCCUCAGAGCCAUCAACUGCAGAAACGGGGCACAGAGGCUCCUUGCCCGCACCGGGAAGGAGUAA